Cuscuta europaea is the source of this 1866-nucleotide messenger RNA. NCBI's taxonomy places the organism in Eukaryota, Viridiplantae, Streptophyta, Magnoliopsida, Solanales, Convolvulaceae. The record is from the annotation of a GenBank genome assembly.
AUUGGCGAAGAAAUGUUGGGAGGAUAGAUCACGCACUUCUUUGCGAUUUGCUGUCAUCUCCCUUCUUCAACCAGUUUCCGCCAUUGAAAAAGCUUACUCCCACCCCACCCCCACCCCCACCCCACCCCCACCCACCAGGUCAACACCACGCGCAUUCCUGGCAUCCUCUUCCACGCUUCUAUCUCUCUCUCUAAAUCCAUAAAAGCUUUACCUCUCUUAAACGCCGUUUGAACCGGCCAUCUUCCAUUGUUCAGCGCUUUAUUUUCCUGCUUUUGCUCCGUCUUUAUCUCUUAAUUAGGGUUUUGAGUUCUUCUCCAUCACUAGUCCUACAUCCGCAUUUGAAGAAAUGACUACCUCUGCUAUGAAGAAAAGCUUACUGCCUUCCGCAUUAGUCUCUAAUCUCGAACAGGUGCUUCUCAGACGUAAGGUCGGUGACGCCUCCACCGCCGAAGAAGGCAAGGAGGCGGAUCGGCAACAUGUGCCCGGCGAGGUGGAAUCGUCGGAGCUCUCAUCCUCGACGUCCAAUUCCGCCGAUGCAGCCGGAGACCUCGACGGCUCGAAGCCUAUCGUUUUGGUGACCAAUGCCGAUGGGAUUGAGUCACCUGGCCUCACCUCUCUCGUGGAUGCUCUGGUUCAGCUAGGCCUUUACAAUGUCGUCGUCCUAGCUCCCGAAUCAGAUAAAUCUGUUGCUGGCCAUUCUGUUACACUGAGAGAUACUGUUGCAGUAACUUCGGCUGAUAUCCAUGGUGCAACUGCUUAUGAAGUUUCUGGGACCCCUGUGGACUGUGUCUCUUUGGCAUUAUCUGGUGCACUAUUUUCAUGGCCAAAGCCUCUAUUGGUAAUUAGCGGAAUCAACCGGGGCUCAAGCUGUGGCCAUCACAUGUUUUACUCGGGUGUUGUAGCAGGGGCUAGGGAGGCAUUGUUUAAUGGUGUUCCUUCCAUAUCAAUAUCUCUUAACUGGAAGAGCAAUGCAAGCCAGGACAGUGAUUUCGAAUGCGCUGCAAGUGUUUGUUUGCCUUUGAUCACCGCAGCUAUUAGGGAUAUAGAGAAUGGUGCUUUUCCAAAAGGCUGCUUGCUUAAUUUGGAAGUUCCAACUGAUCCGCUUACAAACAAGGGAUUCAAGUUAACCAAGCAGAGUGUAUGGAGAUCCACACUUAACUGGAACGCUGUUCCAGCUAACAGGAAUGUUGCCGCAUCACGGUUUCUUUCAAACCAGCAAAGUCUUGGCUUUCAACUUGCACAGCUUGGUCGUGAUGCAUCUGCUGCUGGUGCUGCACGCCGUUUUACCACACAAAGGAAGAAUAUAGAGGUUGUUGAGUCAGUUGGUGUUGCUGGAAAGUCUGAUCCCAAUCGAACCGUCAAAUACUUCAGAUUGGAGUUACUUGAGAAGAAGCACGAAGAAGAGGAUGAGGAUUUAGAUUUCCUAGCACUUGAAAACGGCUUUGUUGCAGUCACUCCUAUAUCUAUGUCAACGCAAGAGCAGGAAAUACAAUCAGCUGCUUCAGAAUGGAUCUCAGCUGCCUUACCAGAAAAGCUAUGAAACUGCUUUUUAAUCUCGAUAUAAGCAGCUACCUUAUUAUUUAUCUAUUUAUUAAAGUAUAAGUGUACAAAGUGUGUGUCUGCUUGUAACAUUUGAUUAAACAACCGCCCAUGUAUCGCUAACCCCCCUCCCCCGCCAGCCCCAUGUCUUCUUAUUUCUUUGGCUAAGCUAAUGCAACCCUUCCCUUGAUUUAAAAACUGCCUUACUUGUAUUCUGGAGCACCUAUAAAAGUAUUGUUUUAUAGGUUUGUUAUUCUCCUAGGUUUUCUCCUGUAUGGGGGGUGGGGUUGUUUAGUUUAAUCAGCAAUCCUUGUCAGAGGGUUUAUA